Colletotrichum spaethianum is the source of this 237-nucleotide messenger RNA. RefSeq lists its product as uncharacterized. Lineage: Eukaryota; Fungi; Ascomycota; Sordariomycetes; Glomerellales; Glomerellaceae. The transcript has a single exon. The record is from RefSeq and is a predicted model, not a curated record. Bases 1 to 237 code for a protein of 78 amino acids.
AUGGCCUUGAAGCUUCAGGGGGAUGUGGCCAACGCGGAAUGGGCAUGCAAGAAAGGCAUAGCUCUUACGAUAUACGGCACUUGGUACUUCUUUGGUCGCCAUAUAGGAAUUGCCGAUGAGUCCUCUUGGGAAAUGAGGCGGCCAUAUUUGCCGCUGGACGACACAAUGAAGAAGUGGGCAUUGGAGACCCUAGGUGUGCCUGAUGCCACCGAGAAGCAAAGACUAUGGAAAAACUAG